GGCAUGGGUGGUGUGAGGGGAGGAGAGGAGGGGCGACAGCCCGUGGAGGGAGCGUUAGGAGGGGUCGGGGGAGAUGGUGGAGGUGGAGACACGGAGGAGGGCGCGAUCGACGUCGAUCGCGAGGCGCGCGCAGGGAGUCCCGAGACACGAGGACGUGCCUGAGGUUUAUCCAGGCACUGGGGAGAGGAUGGAGGACUUUUUGAGGCAAGCAGCCAAGGGACCUGUAGGGGAGGGUUCUUCCAAGAGGAAGGAAGGUGGAACAUAUCCGGCCGCCGCCCCAGGUGGGAAGAGGCUUCGCCAGCAGAAGGUCACUGACGCUCGCACACAGCACAUGCUGGAGCGUGCUCACCGCGCGGGGUUCUUACUGAACCCCCGCAGGCGACAUGUUGAGUACUUUUCGGGCGAGGUGAGGGAUUACCCUCGUUGGCUUGUAAGGCAAGCCAAGAGGUACAUUUUGAUGCAGACGGGUUACGAGGAGGAUGGUGUGGAGAACAUCAUUGCAUGUCGGCAGUUUGAGGACUUCCAUAUGCAGCAGGGCACAUUUGGGGAUUGGGGAGGGGGGGAGGGGCGUGCUUGUGGGCGUGCUUGCAGCGGCGACAAGGAGACGAUUGAGUGCGCAUCCUGGUGGUCUCAAUACGGGUCUGGUGCGCCUGAGUUGCAGCGCUGCGCUCUUCGUGUGAUGCACAUGUGGUCUUGCGCCUCUCCAACGGAGAGGAACUGGGGAGUCCACGAAGGCAUUCACACGAAGAAGCGCAACCAGUUGGCCUUUGAGAAGGUCGUUCAGCUCGUUGAGAUCACCGCGAAUGUGCGGUUGUCGGAGUAUCGGCGGGCUGGGUGCGGUUAUGUGCUGCCAUGGCAGCGGGACGAGGGCAUGCUAGACUGCCAGGCCGGACUGGAGUUGGAGCCAGUGCGCACGGGCACGCGCAAGGGGAUGACGCCGGAGGAGAUUGCCCAUCAGGUUGCGCUUAUCACCCGGGAUCCCAUCGGGGUCUCCGCACCACCCGCCGCUGAGGCCGUAUUCGGUAGACGUGCUUCCAUUUUUCGUCCUUACCCCAGGGAGGAUGAUUCCAACGAGGAGCCGGUACCCGAGGCAGCGGACGACCCCGCGCUCCGCAUUCCCCGUGAGAUCGACGAGACCCACCUGGAUCGCGAGGAGGACACCAGGGCGCAUACUACACGACGGGACGUUGACAGGGCGGAGAGGGAGAUGAUGGGGGGAGAGGAGGAGUUGUGGGGACCGUUCGGAAAGGUCGCUUCGACGGGCGGCACAGGAGCGCGGGUGACGAGCCCCGCUCCGAUGAGGCAGGAGUCGUCCAUGCCGCCACCUUCUGCUCCGAGUCCUGCACCGCCAUCGCCCGUCGCGCCAUAUGAGCCGACCACAGCAGCAAAGGACACGAAGGAGUUGGCGUCCUCUUUGCCUCAGCGCGGACUACUCCACAGAGGCGGGGCAGAGGAGGGGGGACCGUCGGCGGCAGCAGUGGAGGGGGAGAUGGCAGUGGAGGGGGGAUUGGCGGACACGACGAUUGCAGGUGUGGUGGACCAGAUAACUGUAGCAGCAGCGGCUUCAUUGCUAGAGGAGAUGGCAGCUUCAGUGUUGGCGGAGGAGGCACCAGCGCCAGGGGGAGCAGAUGCAGUGGAGGGGCAGGCGGGAGUAGCUGGAGGAGCAGCGGGAGGAGUAGCUGGAGGAGCAGCUGGAGGAGCACCUGCACUAGAUGGGCUUGUGGCUGCAGCAGCAGGAGCAGCUGGAGGAGCGGAUGCAGUGGAGGGGGGAACGCCAGGAGCAGUGGAGGAGGAGAUAGGGGCACAAGCGGAGGUGUCGCGUGGGGGCAGCGACGAGCGCCUCAUGCAGCAAUUCCUCACGGAUCAGUACGAUCCGGUCAUGGCAGGUAUGACCCCAGGUGUGGCGAGGGGGUUGGGGAUGUCGGAUUCGCAGAUGCGGAGCCACCUGGACUUAGAUUUGUCGAUGGGCCCUCCACCUAGUUGCGGCGGGGCGACAUCAACGGAUCACGCUCCAUCGAGGGACGACGCGGCCGGAGAGAGUCUCACGCAGCCCCAGAGAGUGACGACGACUGGGUCUCCGGAUGCGGCACGCGACAUCCUAGAGCGAGAGAGGGCUCGACUUAUGGCAUCGACUAACCCGCGUGCUCAGGCAUUCGCACGGGCGUUGGAGGACGCGAGGCGUCGAAAGACAGGGGGGGAUUGUGUGGAGGGUGGGGUCACUGGGGUGGUUGCUGGGGAGGAUGUUGUGGAGGGGGUGGCAGACGAGGCAGGGCGGGGGGGUGUGCGGGGUGGGGUGGUGGCGGGGGAGGACGUUGUGGAGAGAGUGGUAGCACGGGCGGACGCUGAGGCUGUGCAGGGUGGGCGAGAGGCAACGGAUGUUCAUGUGGAGGGCUUGCAACAGGCGGUGGAUGAGGCUGUGCAAGCAGGACGGCGGUGAGACGAGGGUGUGGGUGACGCACGAUAUGUGGUCCGGGAGACAGCGACGGAUCUAGUCGUUCCGUUCUCGGGCCUGCACUUGGCUCA
Molecule: messenger RNA, 2523 nt
Organism: Chara braunii
Lineage: Eukaryota; Viridiplantae; Streptophyta; Charophyceae; Charales; Characeae
Source: the annotation of a GenBank genome assembly